This is a messenger RNA of Penicillium oxalicum, 1155 nucleotides long. RefSeq names its product protein HGH1. The transcript is spliced from 3 exons. The record is from RefSeq and is a predicted model, not a curated record. NCBI's taxonomy places the organism in Eukaryota, Fungi, Ascomycota, Eurotiomycetes, Eurotiales, Aspergillaceae. Bases 1 to 1155 code for a protein of 384 amino acids.
AUGAACACCCCCCCCCCCGGAAGCACUCGACGACAGUCUGCGUCGUCUCUUUCGGAUGUCCUCUUUUGCAAUUGUGACGAGUAUGAUGCUGAUCAGAGGGUGUCUCUAGCCGCCGAGAAUCUUGUGGGCUUCUCCACCGCGCAACCGAAUCUCUUCAAGGCGCAUCAAUUACUCCCCAUUCGAGACUUGAAGCUGCUCGCCAAGGACUACACUCCUAUUGCCAAAAAUGCCUUGACUAUGCUCAUCAACCUUUCCAGCGACCAGGAGGUUCUCGAGUGCUUGGCCAGCGAUGACGAGUUUCUCGGAGUCGUGCUGAGGAAGCUCAUGGACGUGAAAGAACCUAAUGCCGACGAAUUCACCAUGCUGCUGGCCAAUCUUGUCAAAUCCCCGCACCUCAGCAAGCUCCACACCAUGAAGCGCAAAGCGCCCUCUGAUGUCUCCAGCUCCGAGAACGCCAUCGAUCAGCUGAUGGACUGCUUCGUCAAGGGUGCUGAGGGCGGGUUGAACAAAAACGCCAACUUCGACUACCUAUCCUACAUUUUCGCCGAUCUGUCGCAGACGGAGACGGGGAGAGCCUACUUCACAACUCGCCAGGAGUACGACGGAGUGGUCCCCAUCACCAAGUUGACCGUUUUCACCGAACACAAGAGCGAUAUUCGACGAAAGGGGGUCGCUUCAACCAUCAAAAAUGUGGCCUUUGAUGUCGCUUCACACCCCAUGCUCUUCAGCGAAGACGGUGCCAACCUGCUUCCCUAUUUGCUGCUCCCGAUCGCCGGCCCGGAGGAGUUCUCCGAUGAGGAGAUGCUGUCAAUGCUUCCUGAUUUGCAACUCUUGCCGCCAGACAAGAAGCGCGAGAGCGACAACACCAUCCUCACCACUCACGUGGAGACCCUGCUUUUGUUGACGACCACUCGCGAGGGUCGCGAGAAGAUGCGCGAAGUUCAGGUGUACCCCUUCAUUCGGGAAUGUCAUCUUCACGUGGCAGAUGAGGAAGUGCAAGAGGUCUGUGAUCGAUUGGUUCAGGUCAUCAUGCGCGACGAGGAGGGUGAAGGGGACAAGACCGAGGCGGAAUUGGCCAAGGCUCAGAAGCAGAUUGAGCCUGCGCCCGAAGCCAAGGCCACGAACGAGGAUGAGCAAGUGGUGGAGUUGUUCUGA